Molecule: messenger RNA, 3459 nt
Organism: Closterium sp. Yama58-4
Lineage: Eukaryota; Viridiplantae; Streptophyta; Zygnematophyceae; Desmidiales; Closteriaceae
Source: the annotation of a GenBank genome assembly
AUGGCUGUAUCAGGAAUGGGAGACGGUCGCCUUCCCGGGGGUGAUCGGCUUUUCAAUGAAGCGGCGACGGAGGAGAAAGGCGAACGAGCCCGACUGUCGUCGUUCGUGGGCGCCAUGGCCAUUUCGGAUCUUGUCAAGUCCACACUCGGACCCAAAGGAAUGGACAAGAUUCUGCAGUCCACCAGCCGUGGGGGCGGGCUGAUGGUGACCAACGACGGAGCCACUGUUCUCAAGGCACUACACAUUGACAAUCCCGCUGCCAAAGUGCUCGUUGACAUCUCCAAGGUGCAGGACGAUGAGGUGGGCGAUGGCACGACGUCAGUGGUGGUGCUGGCGGGGGAACUGCUGAGAGAGGCGGAGAAGCUGGUUACCGCGAGAAUCCACCCCAUGACCAUCAUUUCAGGUUACCGCAUGGCUCUGGACUGUGCCCGGGAGGUGCUCAUCAGCAAGAGCAGAGACAAUAAGGACGACCCAGCCAAGUUCAGGGAGGACCUUCUGCGCAUCGCCAAGACCACCCUGAGCUCCAAGAUCCUCUCGCAGGACAAGGAGCACUUCGCCUCGCUCGCAGUGGAUGCGGUGUUGCGUCUCAAGGGCAGCACCAACCUGGAAGCCAUUCAGAUCAUUAAGAAAGCGGGAGGGGCCCUGUCUGACUCGUACCUGGAUGAAGGGUUCAUUUUGGACAAGAAGAUAGGCGUUGGGCAGCCAAAAAGGAUUGAAAAUGCAAAAAUCCUCGUUGCCAACACAGCCAUGGACACGGAUAAGGUCAAGAUUUAUGGUGCCCGCGUGCGCGUGGACGGCAUGGCGAAAGUCGCCGAGAUUGAAGCAGCCGAGAAGAACAAGAUGCGGCAAAAGGUCGAGAAGAUCAUCGCGCACGGAAUCAACUGCUUCAUAAACCGGCAGCUGAUCUACAACUUCCCGGAAGAGCUCUUUUCGGACGCGGGGGUUAUGGCGAUAGAGCACGCGGAUUUUGAGGGGAUUGAGCGGCUGGCCCUGGUGACGGGCGGUGAGAUUGCGAGCACGUUUGAGGACCCGGCUGGAGUGAAGCUGGGGCAGUGCAAGGUGAUUGAGGAGAUCAUGAUUGGGGAGGACCGGCUGAUCCACUUCUCGGGGGUGGCGCUGGGCGAGGCCUGCACCAUCGUGCUGCGCGGCGCCAGUUCACAUGUGUUGGACGAAGCUGAGAGGUCGCUGCACGAUGCACUGUGUGUGCUGACAGCAACAGUGGCAGAUAGCAGAGUGGUGUGGGGCGGGGGCUGGCCUGAAGUCAUGAUGGCGACGCGAGUUGAUGACCUUGCUCGCCGCACACCCGGCAAGCGCGCUCUAGCAGUGGAGGCUUUUGCUUCUGCCCUUCGCGCCAUCCCCACCAUCAUUGCUGAUAACGCUGGGCUGGACAGUGCAGAGCUGGUGGCUCACCUCCGGGCGGCCCAUGCUGAUGAAAACAGCCGUGCCGGCAUUGAUAUUGUCACAGGGCAGGCUGGCGACAUGGAGGCGUGUGGGAUCUACGAGUCGCUCAAGGUGAAGCAGGCCGUGCUGAUGUCAGCAACGGAGGCAGCCGAGAUGAUCCUGCGUGUUGAUGACAUCAUCACCAACGCUCCCAGAAGGCUUCCUGAUUCCUUCGGGCUGUACGAGAUCACGAAGAAAAUCCUCUCUUGUCUUGCUCGUCCCUCGAAACACGGCGCGAAUGUGGACCUUAUCGCUGAACUUGCCAAGGAGGUGACGGAUUGUGGCUUUACCGACUCGAGAGGAAGCCGUAACCACGGCAACUACAAUCUUCUGGGAAGGCUGUUCACCAGCGAGAGUCGCGGCGCCAUUUGCGGCGUCAGUCGUUGGAUUGGGGCUGCAUUUGCACACAUUGCUACCCCUCCGUCCAGUCCCAUCUCCCCCGUCUCUCCCUUCCACUCCUCCCGCACUUCCUGCACCUCCCGCUUUAUCUCUUCCCCAUCUGCCCCCUCCGUCCGUCCCCACCGAUUCCGCCGCUCCUUCCCCCUGCCCGCCCAGCACCUGGAGCAGUCGCUGGCGGAAGCACAGCUCCGCCUCGCGCAGGCGGAAGCGUUGCUGCGCGCGCAGGGGGUGGUUCCGCCAUGGGGAGGGGGCAACAGGGAAGCGGGACACGAGGACGCGGAGGUCAGGGAAGCGGAGGAAGGGGUAGACUAUGCGCAAAGGGAGGAGAGUGCGGGAGUUGAGUCUGGUGGGGGAAAUGAGGAGGUUUGUAAAGAGGCUCGUGGAGGGGAAGAUGAGGCACCUGCAUUGACUCGGUUGACUCAAGAGGGAGGGGACCAUGCUGGUGGGGAAGAUGGUGGGGACGAUGGCGGAAUUGGGGGUGGUGGUGCAGAGAAGCUUAAAGAUGGAGAGGGUUUACAGAGUGGCGGAAAGAGGGGAAAAGGAGGGAGGAAAGUUCGUGGGAAGGUGCUGGAAAACUACAGGACUCGACACGUGGCGCUGCAGAUCAUGUACCUGGGUUCGAGGUACCUUGGUUUUGCAUCUCAAGGCGUUGUGGGCCCCACUGUAGAAGUAAGGCAUUGCCGCAUUGCACUGCACUCACUUGACACCCUGCAGCACACAAAGCUGCUGCUCCCCCCCUCCUCACCUCCUCUCUCUUGUUUCUUAACAUCUCAAAUGCCUUUCCUUGCUGCGUCCCCUGUUCCCCUUCCUCCCUGUCCUACUGCCAGGGCCGCCCUGCUACACACAAAGCUGUUGCUCCCUGCCGCCUCUCCUGCUUCCCCACAAGCACCCACGUCUGACGCUGAACCGCCUGCAUCUGCUGCUGUCAUGGACAAUGAUCGAGAUACGGGCUGCGAUGUGACUGUAGCGAGGGGUGACUGCACAGCACGUGAGCAGGGUGGAAGAGAUGUGACUGUAUCGAAUGGCCAUUUGGAUGCUAAGCUGCAGCGGAAGCAGAAGAGAGCAGCAAGGCAAAGAGGGGUGGAGGGUGUGUCUAUUGAGUGUGAUUAUAACGAAGGUGGUGGUGGUGCUGUGGCCAAGGGAGGUGUGGCUAUAAUGAAAGACAUCAUGAAGGAUGGAGCAGCAGGAUACUCCAGAUGUGGGAGGACAGAUCGAGGGGUGAACGCCAUUGGCCAGGUCGUUGCGCUUCAUCUGCGCUCCUCAGUUCGUCCACGUCAGCAGCACACAGGAAUGACAGCAGCUGACGUGGCACUUGAAGUCACUGACUGUGCAACAGCUGCUGCCACCCCAUCAGACCCACCUGCCAGCCAGAGCAACGUCAGCAGCAGUGGAAGCGUUGCAGCCGACCUGGCAGCAGCCGACGUGGCAAGGAGGUCUGCUGACGUGGCAGGGGAGUCCGCUGACGUGGCAGGCGAGAUUGACUACGUGGCAUCACUAAACAGAGCUCUUCCCGAUGACAUCCGUGUGCUGGCAUGGGCUUCUGCCCCUCCUGACUUCAGCGCCAGGUGGGUGACUUAUAUGGCGCGAGUUGAGUCCUGUGACAAUGUGUGUGAGUGCUGA